AGUGGGCAACGCGCAAGCGCGAGACGGUAAACCAUGGCGGAUUCAGGAAGCGAGGAUAUAGCGGUGAUUGGAAACACAGAUCUGACUCCUUCUGAGUCGCAGAACAACUUAAAGAACACGAUGGUUGAAAAAGGGACAAGUCUUCUGAAGAAGAUGGAGAUCAGUGUGGCUGAAGCAGAGAAGAGGACUGGGAAGAAUGCAGUCAACAUGCAGGAGACUUAUACAGUGUAUCUUAUAGAAACGAGACCGGUGGAUGCUGCAUCAGAAGGCACCAGUCCUGUCCCAGAUUCUCUCUGGAGGCGUUACAGCGAGUUUGAGCUCCUUAGGAACUAUUUGUUAGUCACUUAUCCAUUUGUGGUGGUUCCUCCUUUGCCUGAAAAACGGGCGGAAUUUGUUUGGCACAAGCUGUCGGCAGAUAACAUGGAUCCUGACUUUGUGGAGAGGCGUCGGGUAGGACUAGAGAACUUCCUGCUGCGAGUGGCUUCACAUCCAGUCCUAGCCGAGGACAAGAUCUUCUAUUUGUUUCUCACUGAGCAAAAACAAGAAACGCAGAAAAGUUUGGAACCACUUGAGGGUGAGAAAAUGGAAAAAGCUUGGAAGGAAACCGUAUUCGAGACAGGAUUUCAGGCGAAGGCCGACUCCAGAUUAAAGGCGUUAAAUGCCACGUUCAGAGUGAAGAAUCCUGAUAAGAGGUUUGCAGAAAUGAAACACUAUGGCGAUGAGCUACAGGCUGUUGUUUCACAGCUGCUGAGAGUUCGGGCGAGAGCAGCUGAUCGCCUUUAUGGAGUCUACAAAGUGCAUGGGAACUACGGAAGAGUUUUUAGCGAGUGGAGCGCCAUUGAGAAAGAGAUGGGAGAUGGGCUGCAGAGCGCCGGACACCACAUGGAUGCGUAUGCUGCCUCUAUAGAUGAUAUUCUAGAAGAAGAGGAGCAUUAUGCAGACCAGCUGAAGGAGUAUCUUUUCUAUGCAGACGCAUUGCGGGCAGUGUGUAGGAAGCAUGAACUGACUCAGUAUGAACUGGAGACGGCCGUCCAGGAUCUGAGCUCUAAGAAACAGCAGCGGGAGGAACUCGCCACCGGGACGGUCCGGACCUUCUCUCUGAAGGGAAUGACCAGUAAACUGUUUGGACAAGAGACCCCAGAGCAGAGAGAGGCCAAGCUGAAAAUGCUGGAGACACAGAUUGAAGAAGGAGAGGAAAUGGUCAAAGACAGAAAUGUAGAAUGCGACGAGUUUGUGAAAGGUGCAUGGACGGACAUUGAGAGGUUCAAAGAGCAGAAAGACCAUGAUCUCCGAGAAGCUCUCAUCAGCUACGCCAUCAUGCAGAUCAGCAUGUGUAAAAAGGGAAUUCAAGUGUGGAACAACGCUAAAGAGUGCUUCAGUAAGAUGUAAGUGUUCGAGCAGGACAACCAGAACACCAGGGAGGCCUUGGAGAUGUCAAUCCAGAGAAGCACACACUCCUAGAGACUGACCAUGGGGACUCAAGUCUUCCUCUCGAGCUUAAACUUUUGUCAGCCUCUUGCACCAGAUGCUCUGGUGAAUAAAAGGUAUCGAAUAUUGACAUACACUAGUUUCAGAGUCCAAAUAAUGAAUAAAUGGGGUGCUGUUUUAUUUAUUGUCAUGUUCACCAGAUAGAUUUCUGAUCUGGUUACUUUUGUGAAUGCACUAUUUUGACCUACACAAGAGCUUGUGAAGGUAACACAAUUAAUGACGCAACGCUUCGGACUGAAACAAUAUAAUGACGACUUAUUGAUUCAUCUUGAACUAUGGAAUGAUUUUUGUAUGAUUUGUUGUCUUUUUCUUUGACUAUCUUCAUGCUUUUUGAUGCCAAAUUAAUUAUUUUUUUUUUACUUUUCAUUUUCUUUUUAAUAAAUCUAGUCCAUCAUAAACCACAAAAGCACAUUUAAAUUGUUAACAUAAGGGUGUGUGUUUUAUGAAGGGGGAAAAAAGUUGUAUUUUUAUCAUACCCCUCACCCCACCCCAUAAUGGUGGUCCUGCACAUCUGGAACGUGUCCAGUUUCCAGUUUUCAUGCGCAAUGAUCUUUAUCACCUGGCACGGAGGACACCAAGAGUCAGAUUUCCUAUGAAAAGUAAAGUAACUGGUCUUAUUCACAUGCAAACUAAAUUGGUCCUGACGCCCAUACAGCAAACAAAGUGCAUAAAUUCAUCAUAAUUUGCUGGUCUGUCACUUUUCUGCACGUUCAGCCAUAAAAGCAUAAGCUGUUUAUGACCACCGGCCCCCUCCCUCUCUAUGGUUCAGUUCAACUGAGAAAUAUUAACAUGCUGUUUAUGCCUUACUCAAGAAUAACUCUGCGUAUUUUCUACACUAUGAAUGCCAUAUUUGUCGUGUGUUAUGAUGGAUGGGUGGGGUCGAUGUUUUGAUAUAAAUCUGGCUGAAGGAAUACGAAUGUCACAGGAAAGGCAGGAUAUUAUAAUUUCCACAUUUUAGAGCAGCAUGAGCAACUCGGCCUGGUCAUUUGGUUCAUUUUUUGGGGGGUGGAGCUGAUUAUUUGUAUAUAUGCUGUUAAAAUCAUUGUUGUGUAACACUAAUGGUAAUAAUAAUGAUGAUAAUAUUAAUAAAGUACCAUUAUCAUUUGG
Molecule: messenger RNA, 2595 nt
Organism: Danio aesculapii
Lineage: Eukaryota; Metazoa; Chordata; Actinopteri; Cypriniformes; Danionidae
Gene: snx4
Product: sorting nexin 4
Exons: 15
Coding region: 34-1389 (451 amino acids)
Biological process (GO): protein transport
Molecular function (GO): phosphatidylinositol binding
Source: RefSeq, a predicted model, not a curated record